AUGAUUAAGUUCAAAGACAUAGUUCUUCAAGCAAAAAGAAUAGUUCUUACAAAAAUAUCGCGUAUAAGGCACAUUAUCAAGGUGCCAAAGGGCCACUUUACUGUAUACGUUGGAGAAGAUGAAAAAGAGACAAAGAGAUUUGUUGUUCCAAUCUAUUAUUUGAAACAUCCUUUGUUCCAAGCUCUGUUGCAUCUAUCUGAAAAUGAAUUUGGCACAGUUUAUUCGAGGAAAUAUCUCACGAUCCCUUGUGCUGAAGAUGUCUUCAUUGACGUUACUUCUCGUUUGAAUCGAAUUUAA
This is a messenger RNA of Eruca vesicaria subsp. sativa (arugula), 297 nucleotides long. Lineage: Eukaryota; Viridiplantae; Streptophyta; Magnoliopsida; Brassicales; Brassicaceae. The record is from the annotation of a GenBank genome assembly.